Molecule: messenger RNA, 3442 nt
Organism: Annulohypoxylon truncatum
Lineage: Eukaryota; Fungi; Ascomycota; Sordariomycetes; Xylariales; Hypoxylaceae
Product: LCM-domain-containing protein
Exons: 7
Coding region: 1-3147 (1048 amino acids)
Biological process (GO): wybutosine biosynthetic process; tRNA methylation
Molecular function (GO): tRNA methyltransferase activity; protein binding
Source: RefSeq, a predicted model, not a curated record
AUGCCUCAAUAUCCUGGCAACAAGGCCCAGAAGGGAUCUAGCCGUUCGGCAAAGCAACAAGCUCUGGACGACUUAGUCAUGGCUACAAAUAGUAGCAGUAUAGUGUCCAAGAGGAGUGUUGAACGCAUAUACUAUCCUGAUGAGCCGCACUUCUUCCGUUUCUUCGUCAAGAAAUUCCAACGACGAGCUCCACUGAUUAAUCGAGGCUAUUAUAUUCGAUUGCACGUAAUUGAUGUUGCCGUACGUCGGUUUCUGAAAAGUCCUUCAGACAAAAAGAAGGUGGUUAUCAAUCUAGGCUGUGGCAGUGACGUGCUCCCCUGGCAGUGCAUGACGAGAUAUCCGAAUGAAUGUCAAAAUGUCAAAUUCGUGGACAUUGAUUUCCCUGACCUGAUAGAGAAAAAAUGCCGGAUCGUUCAGGAAACCCCAGAACUCAACUCUCUCUUAACCGGGUUGAAGACUAACGUGGGACAUCAUGUACAGCUGCAGAGCGACCAAUACAUCGAGAUCGGAUGUGACCUUCGUCGUAUCUCUGAUAUAGAACAGGCACUCUCGACCGUAGUGGAUAUUGCUGACUGCAAGUUUAUGUUCGUAGCUGAAGUCUCCAUCACUUACAUGGAGACCGAAGGUGCCGAUUCAGUCAUUCAGUGGGCUAGCACCCUCGGACACGCCGAGUUUUGCUUGCUCGAACAAAUCAUUCCAGAUGGCGAAGAUCAUCCAUUUGCGCAGACUAUGUUAGCUCAUUUCGAGAAGUUGAAGACGCCCCUGAAGUCCGUUUUCGCUUACCCAACACUCGAAUCUCAACAGAAUCGCUUCACCAGCCGGGGUUGGUCACAAGUUGACGUCAAUUCCCUUUGGCAUAUAUGGUGUAGCGACCAAUGGUUACCGGCAGAUGAGAGGAAAAAGAUCGAUGCUAUUGAGCUUGAACCUUUUGACGAGUGGGAAGAAUUUGCCCUCUUCGCUGGGCAUUACUGCGUGGUUAUUGCUACGACUAAUUCAGAGAGCAUUCCAACAAUAUCUAAUGGCUCGAAAAAUGUAGAAGGGCUUCAAAUCCCGGUAUCACCCCUGAGCGCAGACUUUAGCGAAUAUUCUGGUACUCGAGGUCAACGUCGAUUCGGCGCCGCGAUGAGACUGAAGAAUAAUCUGGGAGAGGAAUUCUUGGCUAACACAUUCGGGUCUGGGACAAACACUCGAUUAAGGUCAUAUGAUCUCUAUGAAAGGGAAUCGCCUCUACAGGAUAUCGUAACCCAUCACACAGGUCCUAAUAGUCGUAUGUGCCACACGAUUACAGACCUGGGUGAUUAUAGGAGUCUUCUCGUAGGUGGUAGGACUUCCCCAUCGAGUCCACUGCGCGAUUGUUGGCUCUUCGAUAAGAGAGUUAACACAUGGCAACGGGUGGACGAUCUCCCAUUGCCCAUUUAUCGACAUGGUAUGACAAGACUUGGUAAUUCCAAUAUGGCGCUUUUAAUUGGAGGUAAAUCCGGAUCGUCGACAAUUUUCGAAGGGUGUCUUCUCUAUUCGCCAAGCUCUGGCUGGGUCGAGUGUGAGAUUCUAGGGUCGAACUAUGUACCCAUUUUUGGUGGCCUUUUGACGAGUCUCCAUGAGGCAACCCGCUCCUCAACAAGUAACGGUGUUCAGUUUUCUGGUGUGCUAAUAGGAGGUAUCUCUCAGGAAGGCAUCAUUGCUAGUCAAAUCUUGCGAUGGGUUUUGGAGCUUCCAGAAACUGGCAAGCCUACGAUUUCAUUCACGCCUCUAUCGGAUAUGGAGAUCCCCGGCCCCUGGGCCCGAGAUGUGCACGGCAUCAAUAAUCCUGAUGGUCUGAUAAAUCGCUUUGGGGCUACAGGUUUUGUUUCCUCCGAAGGACAUCUGACUGUGAUCGGAGGAAUCAUCGCAGACGGCAUAGUUACACGAGAUAUCGAAGUCUUAGUUGUAGACAUCUCUGGUUCGCACUAUAAAAUUCUUUCGACUUACCGUAUAGAAGUCGUCCCUCGGCCACUGUUAAUAGGAGUAUCGAUAGAAUUGGUUGACGGCAAUCAAUUAGUCAUUAUGGGUGGCGGAGCUACCUGCUUCUCAAUGGGGACAUUCUGGAACCACGGCUGUUUUACACUACAGUACAAUCAAGCAGUCACCAACGAUACACUAAUUGAAAGUAAGACAAGAAUAUGGAAACAUUCAAGGAUUGUUGAACUUACCGACGAGGCAAAACGCCAAGAUGUGCCGGCUUCCUUACAUAACGGACAAGUUGCAGUUAAGGUUGAUAUACCAAGGGUCCAAAUCGGAACAGCAGCUGCGUUUUUGGCAGCACUGAAAGCCGGAAAGCCAGUGGUCAUCGAAGGAGGUAAUCUGGGAGGCUGUGUUCAAAGUUGGUCGUCAGAACACAUCGUGAAGCAACUUGGUUUUGACCGGAAGGUCGUCGUCCACGAAGCAAAUAGCGCCAAGAUGGAUUUCAAUAGCAAGAAUUUCACCUACGUCACGAAAUCGUUUGGAAGCACGAUGCAAGAGAUCGAAAAAGGCAAUAAAUUAUAUCUGCGUGCUCUCUCGGAGGAUCACCCAACUGACCAGCCAGCCAAUAUCAGGGUGGAUUUUCCCCAAUUGGCAGAUGACUUUCAAUUACCUGAUGCGUUGUCAUUCGUGAAAGAAAAUGAGUUCAGUUCCGUGUUACGAAUUACCGGGCCAGUAAACAUGUGGUUACAUUACGAUGUUAUGGCAAACGUAUAUUGCCAAAUAGCGGGCUCUAAGAGAUUCAUCUUAUUUCCACCCUCAGACGUUACUCGCCUUUCCUUUGCUCCGGGGUCAUCAAGCUCGAGCAUUGAUGUAUUUUCCGAACUUCAAUCGCCGUCUCUAGCCGGGACACAUCCCCACGAAGCUGUGCUCAACCCAGGGGAUAUGCUAUUUCUUCCACCACUAUGGUUGCAUACUGCUACCCCGUUGAGUAACCUAGGGGUCGCUGUCAACGUCUUCUUCCGGAAUCUCGAAGCCGGCUACUCAUCCGGGAGAGAUGUUUAUGGGAACCGAGACCUUGCGGCUUAUGAAAAAGGUCGACUUGAUGUUACACGAAUUGCGAAUGGCUUCAAUAAGCUGCCAUUCGACAUGAGAGACUUCUAUAUCAAGCGAUUGGCAGAUGAACUUUCCCAGAAAGCCAUCGACUGAGAAAUAAUCUCGCAUGAUCGCUCUUCGAAGAAAAUAAUUGUCCAAUUUGGAUAUGGAUCAUACGGGAUCCCUCCUACCUAGAUACCUAAAACCUAAAUCCCUAUUGUAUUGCUUUGUCGCUUUUGCGAUAACUCUCCGUCCCAUGAACUCCUAUCCAAACUAGUCAACCCCAACGUUUCAAUGUUGUUGCUCAUUCCACUUCCCAACUUAGGCUAUUCCUGGGAUAGGAUUUGGUCCAACUGGGGGAGCGGAUGAAGCAAUAUUGGCUUGAUGCAUGGUUCGAGGCCCGUAUGAG